This is a messenger RNA of Equus quagga, 939 nucleotides long. Its product is annotated as olfactory receptor 4A47-like. The transcript has a single exon. The coding region runs from base 16 to 939 and encodes 307 amino acids. Gene Ontology annotation, biological process: G protein-coupled receptor signaling pathway. Gene Ontology annotation, molecular function: olfactory receptor activity; G protein-coupled receptor activity. NCBI's taxonomy places the organism in Eukaryota, Metazoa, Chordata, Mammalia, Perissodactyla, Equidae. Gene Ontology annotation, cellular component: membrane. The record is from RefSeq and is a predicted model, not a curated record.
ACCUAUAAAGAUUAUAUGGAACCAAGGAACAAUGUAACUUACUUUGUCCUCUUGGGUCUCACACAGAAUCCAAAGGAGCAGAAAGUCCUUUUUGUUAUGUUCUUGCUCUUUUACAUUUUGACUGUGGUGGGCAACAUGCUCAUUGUUGUGACUGUAAGUUUCAGUAAGACUCUGAACUCCCCAAUGUACUUUUUUCUUGCCAGCCUAUCAAUUAUGGAUGCUAUUUAUUCCUCUUCCAUUACCCCCAGAUUGAUUUCAGACUUGUUCUUUGGGGAAAGUACCAUAUCCUUCCAAUCUUGUAUGAUCCAGCUCUUUACAGAACAUUUUUCUAGUGGAUCAGGGGUGUUUAUUCUGUUGGUGAUGGCCUAUGACCGCUAUGUGGCCAUCUGUAAGCCUUUGCAUUAUUUGGUCAUCAUGAGGCGAUGGGUUUGCAUCGUGCUACUGGUAGUCUGUUGGGUUGGAGGUUUUCUGCACUCAAUAAUUCAGCUUAGCACUAUUUAUGGGCUCCCAUUCUGCGGCCCUAAUGUCAUUGAUCAUUUUUUCUGUGACAUGUACCCCUUAUUGAAACUCAUCUGUGCUGACACCUACGUCAUUGGUGUCUUAGUGGUGGCCAAUGGAGGACUAAUCUGCACUAUUGUGUUUCUGCUGUUACUCAUCUCCUAUGGUGUCAUCUUGCACUCUCUAAAGAACCUUAGUCACAAAGGGAGGCGGAAAGCCCUCCAGACCUGUGGUUCCCACAUCACUGUGGUUGUCUUUUUUUUUGUUCCCUGUAUUUUCACAUAUGUGAGACCUGCUAAAACCUUCCCCAUUGACAAACCAUUGAGUGUGUUUUAUACAGUCGUAACCCCGAUGCUCAACCCACUAAUCUACACUCUGAGAAAUUCAGAGAUGACAAAUGCUAUGAAGCAGCUCUGGACAAAGAAAGGUCAUAUCUUGUAG